UGUGGUUGUCAAAUCUUUCAAUUUUUAUCAUAUUGCAAUUUGGUUUUGUUAGGAUUUAAAUGAAAAGUUAUAUCGUGUAUCAUUUUUUUAUAAAUAUGUUCAUGUAACUGAUAAACACUUAUUAAUACAAGUUGUAUUUUUUUAUUGGCUUUAAAUUAAGUAUUUCACUGUUUACGACUUACGCAGGAAGUAAAUAAAACUGCGAUCAUAUAACUUCUGUUUUAAAUCUCGUGUGUGAAAAAUAUUACAGGUUAUAAGUGAUCUAUGAGAAAAUGUGUUAAACUUCACCUACAGCAAGUGAUAUUCUAGAGAAUAUACUUUUAAUCAUUUAUAUACAAAUAUAUAUCAACGGAAUCUUUCUAAAUCUCGGCGAAUAUCACAGCAGACGACAUGGAGGUGGACGACAUAGGCAAGAAAGGGAAUUUAUUAGACGAAAUGCCGCCCAUCAACUGCGACAUGAUGACCGAAAGCACGUACGGCAGCAGCAAAGAUAUCGGCGACACGACGUUUUGCUUGGGGAAUUAUAUACCCGAUUUUAUGAAGAUGCUAUUCACGAUGCGAUCGCACCACAUGCUGACAGACGUCGUCUUGGAGGUGGGCAACGAAUUGUUUCACGUACACAAAGUCGUGCUCGCAGCUGGCAGCCCAUACUUUAAGGCAAUGUUCACAAGUGGGCUGAAAGAGUGUGAAAUGUCGCGCGUGCGGCUGCAGGGCGUGUGUCCCUCGGCGAUGGCGUGGCUCGUGUACUUCAUGUAUACGGGCAACAUAAGGAUCACCGAGGUCACCGUGUGCCAGCUCCUACCGGCAGCUACUAUGUUCCAGAUAUCAAAUGUCAUAGACGCCUGUUGCGCCUUCCUCGAGCGCCAGCUGGACCCCUCCAACGCCAUCGGCAUCGCCAACUUCGCUGAACAACACGGCUGUAUAGACCUGAAAAAUAAGGCCAACCAGUUUAUCGAAAGGAAUUUUAUACAAGUAUGUCAGGAAGAAGAAUUUCUGCAACUGACUGCGCCGGAGUUGAUAUGCCUGAUACGAAAGGAUGAACUAAAUGUUCGAGAGGAGAGAGAAGUUUACAACGCUGUGUUGAGUUGGCUAAAAUACGACGAAGACAAAAGGUACGCCCGAAUGGAGCACAUCCUCCAAGCUGUGCGGUGUCAGUACUUGACGCCGAGUUUUCUUAAGGAACAAAUGAGCACGUGCACUGUGCUCAAGAAAGUACCCGCCUGCAGGGAAUACCUUGCUAAAAUAUUUCAGGAUCUGACAUUACACAAGAAAUUAGUGGUAAAAGAGCGGAGGCCGAACACUCCGCGUAUAAUAUACGUGGCGGGUGGAUACUUCAGGCAUUCCAUAGAUGUGUUCGAAGCGUUCAAUUUGGAUGACAACUGUUGGACCACUUUGCCGCGACUCACCGUGCCUAGAUCUGGAUUGGGAGCUGUGUUUUUAAAGGGAUUCUUCUAUGCGGUGGGGGGACGCAACACAUCGCCCGGCUCCUCGUACGACAGUGACUGGGUGGAUGUGUACAACCCCGCUACGGAACACUGGCGACCCUGUAGACCCAUGUCCACCCCAAGGCAUAGGGUAGGUGUCGCUGUGAUGGAUGGUUUACUUUACGCCGUGGGGGGUUCUGCUGGAUCUGAAUAUCAUAAGUCUGUCGAAUGCUACGACCCGGAGAAGGACGUAUGGACGUACGUGGCGUCAAUGGGCAGCGCCCGGCUGGGCGUGGGCGUGGCCGUGGUCAAUCGGCUGCUGUACGCCGUGGGCGGGUUCGACGGCGCGCGGCGCGUGCGUUCCGUCGAGUGCUACCACCCGGAGAACAACCGCUGGACCGAAGUCGCGCCCAUGAGCGUGGCCCGCAGCGGCGCCGGCGUGGCAGCGCUGAACCAGUACAUCUACGUGGUGGGCGGGUACGACGGCACGCAGCAGCUGUCGGCGGUGGAGCGCUACGACACGGAGCGCGACGCGUGGGACACCAUCGCGCCCGUGCCCGUCGCGCGCUCCGCGCUCUCGCUCACCGUGCUCGACAACAGGCUCUACGCCAUGGGCGGUUACGACGGCAACGCGUUCCUCGACAUCGUAGAAGUGUACGACCCGGUGACCGACAAGUGGGAGAGCGGCACCCCGCUCACGUCGGCGCGCUCGGGCCACGCGUCCGCCGUCUGCUACCAGCACGUGGCGCCGCUCGAGGGCGAGGCCAAGCCGGCCGUGCUCAAGAAGCUGAACAAGCGCACUCGCUCCCCGCAAGCCACCUCCUCGCACACCGAUGACGUGCCGAUGCCAGAUAACAUCAUACGGACGUUGUCCACUUCGCGAGGACAGUUAUAACCCGGCUGGAGAUGGGGCGCGUACGACCCGACUGAUGUGCAGUGAACGUGAUCAUGUGUUCACCGAGUGGGACAGUUCUAACCUGACCGGGACAGUGUGCAAGUGAUAUGUCCACCUAAAAAAAUACAAGUGUUGAAAGUAAAGGGCCAAUUGUAACCCAACUCCUGACAGUGCAUGCAGUAACUCUGAUCAUGACACGUCCACCUCUUAGAGACAGUUGAAUCCUAAUCAGGGUGUGCAGGGACUAAACUAUUCCGUGAUUCGCUCAUAAUCUCAUCACAUGCAAUGUUAUAUUUCACAAAUGUAAUUCUUUAAUGCAUACUGCCAUUGAAUGCCAUUUCUAAGUUGUGUAUAUUACAGAAUAUAUAAUCACAAUGUAUGUUGUAAUGGAUGUUUAUUUAAGUCUCAAACUGUAUCGUGGAAUCUAAUUUAACUUAGGUUAAGUGUAAGUGUAUCAUGCUGGUAAAGUAUUGACAAUAGACUUGUUAUAUAUAUUCAGAAUAAGGGUGUUAUUGUUUUGGAUUUAAUCCUUGGUUAUAAAAUAUUGUUUCCAAAUAUAUGUAUAAUAAUAAUGAUUCAACUGUAUGAAUGG
Messenger RNA from Zerene cesonia (dogface butterfly), 2911 nucleotides. RefSeq names its product kelch-like ECH-associated protein 1B (gene Keap1). Gene Ontology annotation, molecular function: protein binding. NCBI's taxonomy places the organism in Eukaryota, Metazoa, Arthropoda, Insecta, Lepidoptera, Pieridae. The coding region runs from base 391 to 2319 and encodes 642 amino acids. The transcript has 13 exons. The record is from RefSeq and is a predicted model, not a curated record.